Cetraspora pellucida is the source of this 564-nucleotide messenger RNA. Lineage: Eukaryota; Fungi; Glomeromycota; Glomeromycetes; Diversisporales; Gigasporaceae. The record is from the annotation of a GenBank genome assembly.
AUGCGAAUUCAGCAACUGUUUCCAUUCCAGCAAAUGGUGUUUGGUGGUCUUGGUCUAAUACAGCAUCGUCUACUCAUCGCAAAGUGUAAUUUGACACUUGCAGACAAUUCAGCCUCUCUUGACGAUAAAUGUGGAUCAACUCAAGACAUUUCAAUUAAUGAUCCAUAUCCAGGUUCUAACAUCACUCAAUUUAAAAUUUACGUGUGGGCAUAUAAAACUAAAACCUACCCAACCAGCAUUGGAAACAAUUUUCCUGCACUUGUCAGUUUUUGUACAAAUUUACCAUGUAAUAGUGCAAAUGAUAGUUCAAGUAAUCAAUUUUAUUAUGUUAUGGCGAUAAAGAAUUUUAACUCUGCGUCAACGAAAGUUAAUUUCGCAGUCCCAUGGGAUAUUGAAUGCAAUAACACCGGUCCAAAUCCCCCUCCAACUUCGCCUAAUACUUCAGACACUCCUCCUAAAUCUAACUCUAGCUCUAGCGAGAAAAUUAGAAAUAUUGAUAUUAUUAAUAUUUAUAUAUUAACUAUUAUAGUUACAAUCAUAGAAUUAAGAAAAUUAAUCGCUUAA